GUGUGAAGCCCAAAAUAUAAUCUCACUAACUUGUUCCUCUCUUUCCCCUAUAACACGUUUUGUUCCUUCUCCUUUGUCUCUAUAAAUGCAUUUGCAAUACAUAUCUCUUCUUACAUAACAUUACAAAAAUAGAAAAUUUUGUGUACAACUGCCUCCGAUGAAGGGUCCAGCAGACGGCGACGAUCUGUCGAUCGGAGUACCAUUGUUGGCGGAUAAAGGAGAGGAUGAGUCAACCCACCAACACCAACUCAGCCGCCACAACUCAGUUCCGGGCUCUACAUCUUUCUUCAAAACCUGCUUCAACGGCGUCAACGCUCUAUCAGGUGUAGGAAUACUAUCAGUUCCUUAUGCCCUAUCAUCAGGUGGAUGGCUGAGCUUGAUACUGCUCUUCCUCAUCGCCGGUUGCACCUACUACACAUCUAUACUGAUCAAAAGAUGCAUGGACUUGGACACAAACAUUCGAAGCUAUCCUGAUAUAGGGGAGCGAGCAUUUGGGUCGACUGGGAGGAUGUUCGUAGCAGUAACAAUGAACAUGGAGUUGUAUCUUGUGGCAACCGGUUUUGUGAUUCUUGAGGGCGAUAAUCUACAAAAUUUAUUUCCGGCCUUUGGAGGAGAUUUUGUAACCGGGAAGCAAGCCUUCGUUCUCAUCAUUGGACUCAUAGUGCUACCUACUGUGUGGCUGGACAACAUGGCCAUUCUUUCUUACAUAUCUGCCACUGGAGUAGUCGCUUCCUUUUUGCUCAUCGCUUCUGUUCUGUGGUCUGCUGUUUUUGAUGGCAUCGGAUUUCAGGAGCAGGGCACUAUGUUUCAGAGCAGAGGAAUCCCUACCGCGAUUAGCCUAUAUGCGUUCUGUUACUGCGCACAUCCGGUUUUUCCAACGUUGUACACUUCCAUGAGAAACCAAAAGCAAUUUUCUAAGGUUUUGCUCGUAUGCUUUCUUGUUUGCACAACGAGCUAUGCUUCGAUGGCUGUCCUAGGGUAUCUAAUGUUCGGGUCAAAGGUGCAGUCUCAGGUAACAUUGAAUCUCCCUACUAACUUGGUUAGCUCGAAAGUUGCUAUCUACACUACGUUGGUCAAUCCGUUGGCUAAGUACGCUUUGAUGUCACGUCCAAUUGUGAAAUCUCUUGAGAGGAGAUUCUUGGUGGGGCGUAGCAGACGGUGGAGCAUAUUGAUUAGGACUGCGUUGGUGGCGAGCACGAUCUUUGUGGCCUUGGCUGUGCCUUUCUUCGGGUAUCUAAUGUCACUGGUGGGCGCGUUUCUAAGCGUCACGGCUUCAAUCAUCGUGCCUUGCUUGUGCUAUAUGAAGAUCUCGGGGAUUUAUGUCAGAAUUGGGAGUGAGUUGAUUGUGUUGUGUGGGAUUGUGGUGGUUGGUGGUGUUGUGCUUGUAGUUGGUACUUAUACAGCAUUGUUGGAGAUUUUGAACCAAUUGAUUCCAUCCUGAUUGUGUUUUAUGAUCUGAUGAUCGUGUAUUUUACUAUAAUGGAUAUAAUUAUUCAUUGUUCUA
Salvia hispanica is the source of this 1504-nucleotide messenger RNA. Its product is annotated as amino acid transporter AVT1J-like. The record is from RefSeq and is a predicted model, not a curated record. NCBI's taxonomy places the organism in Eukaryota, Viridiplantae, Streptophyta, Magnoliopsida, Lamiales, Lamiaceae. Gene Ontology annotation, biological process: amino acid transmembrane transport. Gene Ontology annotation, molecular function: L-amino acid transmembrane transporter activity. Gene Ontology annotation, cellular component: vacuolar membrane.